CCCAAAUUGCUCAUGGUCAAAUGAUCCCUUUAAUUGAUUUGAUUGGUUCCUUCAAUUUUUGGGUUGGAGGAAAUGCUCUCUGCAGUCUUCUGCUACUGUCUAUUCUAAGGGAUAUUACAGACUGUCGAUCCCACAAUCUUUGGAAAGUUGAUAAGAAUAUUUUUCAUUAUUACAAUAUUGAAAGAUGGCAGCAAAUAAAAAGUAUAUGUAUCAUAAAGCCAAUGAUUUUAAGGCAGUUCUGCAUGAUUUAGAAAACUCAUUACUUAGCUUCGAGCGACUUGACAGAGCCUCUCCAGACCUAUGGCCUGAACAAAUUCCUGGUGUCUCAGACUUUGCAUCUGUAAGAAGUCCCCUAAGUGGCCCAAAGUGGCUCUCAUCAAAUAUAGACAAGGAAGAUAUUGACUAUGAUAUGCUGCAAGAACUUGGAAGUCUGACCACACAACAGCUUAUGGAGAAGGUUCGGGGUCUGCAAAAUUUGGCCUACCAGCUUGGCUUGGAUGAGGCCAGGGAAAUGACAAGAGGGAAAUUUCUGAACAUUCUGGACAAAAAUCAUACAAAGAGGUGAUACAGCAGAAAUAAGAUACAGGGACAUAGACUUAUAUACCCAAUAUAUUUAUUUAAGUACUCUACAUCUGUGGAAGAAUUGUCAACUCAUAUCUAGUUUUUCUGUGUCGAAAAAUGCAUUCUGUUUUUCAAGGCCAGAAAAUGUAUGUGUGAAAGGUGAAGAUUUUCUAUACUGUAACAACUGAAAAAUCUCAAGAUUCAUUGUUUAAGCUGUGUAUAGAAAUUCAAAUUCAGAUUAAUUAAAUUAUUUAACAUUGAUUGUAAAAUGUAUGUCUGGGAUCACAGUGUAGUACAUGUGCUUUGAAGUAACCUUCAUUCUUAUCUAGUACAAAGUAAUUGUAGUCACAUACGGAAAAAUCUGUUAUGGAAUGUAUAUAUUGUAACUUCUUACAUAGGAGUUUUAGAUAAAUAAAUAAAUGUGAAUAAUCCAUCAAUCAAGUU
Owenia fusiformis is the source of this 1005-nucleotide messenger RNA. The record is from the annotation of a GenBank genome assembly. Lineage: Eukaryota; Metazoa; Annelida; Polychaeta; Sabellida; Oweniidae.